AUGGCCAAUACGUGUGGUCUGUUGCUGCUGGCAAUACUUGCUUAUGCAGAAGUUGCAUGCCACUCCGUACAAUUUGGCAUGCUGCACUUUCUAGCUGUUCCCAUAUAUGAGACUGAAAUAUUCACCACUGAAUUUGUGGAUUUCGUAGACGUGAAGUACACACAAAAGGGUAGCAUGUGCUUUCAUAUAAACAUGAUAUUGGUCAUCGAUGAAAGUGAAAUGGAAUGGAAAGGCCAGGCGUCCGUUCUGUCCGGCGGUAUUGGUUACAACUUCACUAUCUUAAGACUAACAUUUAACCAGCCAGAGGUUGCCAAAGUCACAGUAGUCAUUUACGGGAUCCCCAGGUAG
This is a messenger RNA of Drosophila melanogaster (fruit fly), 348 nucleotides long. RefSeq lists its product as uncharacterized. The coding region runs from base 1 to 348 and encodes 115 amino acids. The record is from RefSeq and is marked reviewed. Lineage: Eukaryota; Metazoa; Arthropoda; Insecta; Diptera; Drosophilidae. The transcript is spliced from 2 exons.